Messenger RNA from Copidosoma floridanum, 4161 nucleotides. RefSeq names its product endoplasmic reticulum aminopeptidase 1. Gene Ontology annotation, molecular function: zinc ion binding; metalloaminopeptidase activity; peptide binding. Lineage: Eukaryota; Metazoa; Arthropoda; Insecta; Hymenoptera; Encyrtidae. The record is from RefSeq and is a predicted model, not a curated record. Gene Ontology annotation, cellular component: membrane; cytoplasm. Gene Ontology annotation, biological process: proteolysis; peptide catabolic process.
GCAGCUAAUCCGCGACCACUCGAUGAUCCGCACCAGUGGAGGAGAAGAGGCGGCAGACGCCGACCAAGACAAUGGCCAGGGCGGCUCAAUGGGGUGGAAAGCUUCCGGCCAAAGAGACGCCGGGGAUGCGCUGAGCGGAUAAGCUCGCAAAUUUUAGUUUCACCCUUUUUUUGUUUUUUUUUUUACUCCUCCUCCCUUUUUUAAGCCCCUACAGUCAGAGUUGGAGGAUCGGCUGUAAAUGUGGAUGACGGAUAAUCAAAGUAAAAUAUACCUAUGUAGAUAGUACACAGCAACGCAUUCUAAAUACUGUGAUGGUCCAAGUGUUGAGCAAAACAAUCAAUGUGCCAAACGUAUACGUGUUAAAAUACACCAUUAUAUAAAUAUCGAGCGCGUGUGCAUCGCGCGUACUUUGCGGGCUUUUUGAUAUACUCAUUCAUCGGUAUACCUUCUUAUACAAAGGUAUCCUGCACCGUGUUACAGCUAAUCGUGGCUUUGGGAUCAAUUUUUUUUUUUUUUUUUUAACGACGACGCCACUCGCUGCAGCCGUCGAAUUUUUUCUACACUACAUAUUGUAUCCACGCACACGUUUGCCUAAAGCUUGAGCUUACAAGAGAUUCCAUGUAUUUUUAAAGGGACUGAGAUUCCAUAGAUGUCCAUUGCUUUUGGAAAAAAACUUUUGGAAAAAAAACAAAAAAAAACAAAAAAAAAAAGAAAAAAGGAAGAAAAGGUGAUUUGUGAGGAACCAGUAGGUGUAACCGUAGUUACAGGUGUUUAUGAAAUAUGCCAUUCGAGCUGUCCAUAAUAUAUUACCCUUCACCUGGGAGCUAGUGCUGAUGGCUUGAGGAUAGUCGACAUCGUAGCUUAUUUUUGUAUACCCUUUCGGCCAGCCAUUUGUCUCGAGGGGAGGGAAAAGUAUGCCAGAAGCAACGACGACCUCGUCGGGUAGGACGAGCAGCGAGGUCAUCCGGAUGGAGCCACUGGGAAGGACCUCGGCGAGUUCGCGCGGCCCGGGACAGAACGGCACCGCGAACGCCCAACGGCCAGGCGAGAGCAAUCCGGGGCUGCACAAGCGCAACAUCUACGAGCAAAACGGCGUGGCCAUGUGCUCGCAAAAGCGGGCCCUCUGCAUCGCCACGCUCGUCUUCGCCUCACUUUUCGCCAUAUCGCUCAUCGUUGCCUUCGCGGGACCACAAAAUGACUGCCCUUGCGUCGGAGAGAAGCCAGCCAACUUGGAAAUCGAAGAGGAAGAGGAGGGCGCCGAGCCCUUCGCGACCAACGGCGAGAUCUUUCCGUGGGACAACGUCAGACUACCGAAUUACGUCCAUCCGACGCGCUACAAUAUCACGAUCCAUCCGAAUCUAACGACGCUGGAAGUCAAAGGACAAGUGACUAUCGAGUUUUACGUAGAUCGCGAGACCAAUUUCAUCGUCUUCCACAGUAAAAACCUGACAAUAAACGAAAAGAUGGUGCAAGACCGAAAGGGGCACAGGCUGAAGAUCGCCAAGCUGUUGGAGUAUCCGAAACACCAGCAAAUUUAUUUGGAGCUCGAGGAGAGCAAGUUCAGAAAGAGGGGAAACUACACGGUCCACUUGAGGUUCAUGUCAAAACUCAAGAACGACCUCGAGGGCUUCUACCUCAGCAGUUACGUCAACGCCAACAAAGAAAAAAGCUUUUUCGACGGUCAUAGGUACCUGGCGACCACGCACUUUGAGCCGACGUACGCGCGCUCGGCCUUCCCCUGCUUCGACGAGCCCCAGUUCAAAGCCAAAUUCAAGAUAUCGAUAUUCAGGGACCGGUUCCACAUAGCCCUCUGCAACAUGCCGAUCGUCAACACCGAGGACGCCGGAUUCUACAUGGGCACCGGCCUCCUGCGCGACGAUUUCCAAGAAUCGGUCGAGAUGUCGACGUACCUCGUGGCCUUCGUCGUCUGCGACUUCAAGCGCGUCUCCCAAAUGACCCAGCGCAACGUGAGCGUGAGCGUGUACGCGGCACCCUCGAUGCUACCCCAGGCCGACUACGCGGUCAAAACCGCCGCCAAGACCAUGGACUACUUCGAGUCCUUCUUCGGCGUCCAGUACCCCCUGCCCAAGCUAGAUCUCAUAGCGAUCCCGGAUUUCGGCGCCGGAGCCAUGGAGAACUGGGGACUGAUAACCUACCGGGAGACCUCGAUCCUGUACGACCCGCGCGAGACCUCGACCGCUGCCCACGAGUGGGUCGCCGUGGUCGUGGCCCACGAGCUCGCCCACCAGUGGUUCGGCAACCUCGUGACGAUGAAGUGGUGGAACGACCUCUGGCUCAACGAGGGGGCAGCCAGUUUCUUCGAGUACAAGGGCGUGAGCUUCAUAUCGCCCGAGUGGAGCAUGAUGGAUCAGUUCAUCCUCGACAAGAUCCAGCCGGCCCUCGAGCUCGACGCCCUCGCGAGCAGCCACCCCAUCAGCAUACCCGUGAAGGAUCCCUCCGAGAUCGAGUCGAUCUUCGACACCAUAAGCUACAACAAGGGGGCCUCGGUGCUCUACAUGCUCGAGGGCUUUCUCAACGAGGAGACGCUCAGGGCCGGGCUCAACGACUACCUGGCCGGUCACGCCUACGCCAACGCCGACACCAACGAUCUCUGGUCGGUCUUCACCAAGCACAUCAACCGGACCUUCGACGUCAAGGCCAUAAUGGACACGUGGACCCAACAGACGGGGUUCCCUCUGAUAACGAUAUCGAGGGAUGGUGGCAUGAUAACUGCCUCGCAGAAGAGGUUCCUCGUGUCGCCCUACGAGAACGACACGGAACUGCUCAAGCCCAAGUCCCCGUACAACUACAAGUGGUACGUCCCUCUGAGCUACUACACGAGCAAGGACCCCAAGGACAUCCAAAACGUCUGGAUGAACAUGACUGACGUGACGUUCGAGGUGCCGGCCGAGGUCGAGUACAUAAAGUGCAACGUCAACCAGACGGGCUUCUACCGGGUGUCGUACCCGGACGACAUGUGGUCGACGCUAAUCGAGACGUUGGUCCGAGAGCGCGAAAAAUUCAGCCCCGCGGACCGAGCCAACCUCGUCGACGACGCCUUCACCCUCUGCGAAGCCGGGGUUCUCAACGCCACGGUUCCCCUACGCUUGUCCCUCUACCUGCUCAACGAGCGCGACUACGUGCCCUGGGCCACCGCCCUCGACUACCUCCACUCGUGGAAGGACAAGCUCAGCGAGAGCUCGGGCUACAAGCGCUACAUCGCCUUUCUCCGCAGGCUCAUGACACCCGUCACCAAAUUCGUGGGCUGGAGCGACGAUGGCUCCCACCUCAAAAAGUUGCUGCGUAUCUCGGUGUUGCAAUCUGCGGUGGACCUGCAGCUGGAGGAGGUGGUCAAGCCGGCAAAGGGCCUCUUCGAGGACUGGAUGCUGCGGAACAAGAGCAUAGCACCGAACAUCCGGGACGUGGUGUACGCCGCGGGGGUGAAGUUCGGGGGCCAGGACGAGUGGAGCCAUUGCUGGGACACCUACCUGAGGACCCAAUUCCCGAGCGAGAAGCGAAUCAUGCUCCAGGCACUGGGCGCGACUACGGAUCCCUGGCUGUUGCAGCGCUACCUGCUGCAGACGCUAGACCGGAACCUGGUCAGACCCCAGGACGUCGAGGCGGUCAUCGCGGCGGUCGCCAAGAAUCCCGAGGGCAAGCUCCUGGCUUGGAGGCACCUCAAGGCCCACUGGCCGCACAUACAGGGCCUCUUCGGCAACGGCUCCCUCACCAUGGGCGGCCUCAUACAGGUCGUCACCUCGGGCUUUUUCACCGAGUACGACUACCGCGAGGUGAAGGAGUUCUUCAAGGACAUCGACGUGGGUAGCGGCCAGCGGAUGCUGGAGCAGAGCCUGGAAACGAUCAAGUUCAACAUCCACUGGGUGAAGGAGAACGCGGGCACGAUCGACGAGUGGCUCAACGGGAUUGCGAACGAAGGCAAAUCGAGUUAAUUUGCUAGUGUGCAUGACAAUUUAGGAUCCGGGGUAUGAGCGAAAUUAUUAAGAGCGUCCUUGUGAGCUUCGGCAGCGUGUGUGUGUGUUGUAUGUGUUGUCUUUGUCGUUGGCUAGCGCUGUAAGUGUAGGGAUAAACGGUACAGUUAUUGACACCUUAAGGUAGUGAUUGACCCCUGUAUAAUUUGUAUUUCUAUAUAUAAAGGCUCCA